GCAGACUCGCUCGCUCUCCUGCCGCGGCGGCUUCCCCCGCCCCCGCGAGCCCAUGGGCCUGGCCGGGGCCUGCUGCGCCCCCGCCCCAUGUCCAGCCUGCAGCGCCCCAUGGCUGCUCCGGCCCAGGCCCCGCCGGGCUCGCUGAGCGCCGAGCAGGCCAAAGUGGUCCUGGCCGAGGUCAUCAAGGCCUUCGGCUCCCCGGAGAACGCCCAGCGCAUGGAGGAGGCCCGGGAUAACGCCUGCAAUGAUAUGGGCAAGAUGCUGCAGUUCCUGCUGCCCGUGGCCACCCAGAUCCAGCAGGAUGUGAUUAAAGCCUAUGGCUUCAGUAAUGAUGGAGAAGGGGUCCUGAAAUUUGCCAGACUGAUAAAAUCUUAUGAGUCCCAGGACCCAGAGAUUGCAAACAUGUCCGGGAAGCUAAAAGCCAUGUUCCUGCCUCCAAUGACACUGCCUCCACAUGGGGCUGGGGCAGGGGGUGUGGCUGCCUCCUGAAACUGGGACCUUCUGCUGGCCUUCCUGGUCAAGGUCAGGAUGUGAGAAUUUUUGGCUAGUAUUCCAGGACUGCUCUCCACCAUUACCAUCAGUAUGCUGCAAUUGGUCAGAAGAGCCACCUACUUCCUGGAAGCUCUGCAGCAACUGGCUUCUUUGUACAUCUUUGGUUUUUGUGCUUGUGAAUAAAAGCUGCUUUGAAAAUGUCA
Molecule: messenger RNA, 695 nt
Organism: Gopherus flavomarginatus (Mexican gopher tortoise)
Lineage: Eukaryota; Metazoa; Chordata; Testudines; Testudinidae
Gene: C1H12orf57
Product: chromosome 1 C12orf57 homolog
Exons: 3
Coding region: 88-489 (133 amino acids)
Biological process (GO): post-embryonic development
Source: RefSeq, a predicted model, not a curated record